AUGGCAACGGCAAGAUUCACGACAUUCGAGGGGACGCACAAGACGGACGACGGCGUCGAGUUGUAUACCAAAACGUGGAAGGUGUCGGGGGAUGCAGCCAAGGCACGCAUGCUGUUUGUACAUGGCUUCAGUGAUCACUGCAACAACUACCCGGUGUUCUUCGAGCAUCUCGCCAACCAGGGUAUUGAUGUAUACGCCUUUGAUCAGAGAGGAUGGGGUCGCUCAGUCACCAAGAAACACGACCGCGGUCUCACAGGUCCCACCACCCGCGUCCUCGCCGACAUAACCAGCAUGCUCCACACCCUCCUCCCCACCCCCGUCCCCCUCUUCGUCAUGGGCCACAGCAUGGGCGGCGCCGAAAUCCUCCACUACGCCUCCACGGGUCCCUCGGAAAUCCUCUCCCAAAUCCGCGGCUUCAUCUCCAGCGCUCCCCUCAUCGCUCUCCACCCUUCCACCCGCCCUUUCCGCGCUACAGUCCUCGCGGGCCGUCUCGCUGGUCGCGUACUCCCUAAAUUCCAACUGGUGCAGAAACUAGAGCCGAAAUGGUUGAGCAGAGAUCCAGAGCAGAAUAAGCUGUGGGAGCAAGAUGAAUUGUGUCAUGACACCGGCACUUUGGAAGGGUUGGCGGGAAUGUUGGACAGAGGAAUACAACUCGAGAGCUUCAAAGUGAUGCCCAGAGAUUCAGCGGGAGAAGGGGGCAAGAUAAGAUUAUUGGCUUUGCAUGGAACUGGCGAUCACGUUAAUGAUUUUGCUGCUACAAAGGCGUAUGUGGAGAAGAGUGAGUUGAGUGAUAAAGAGUUGAGGACGUACGAUGGUUGGUAUCAUAACAUGCAUGCUGAACCGGGUGACGACAAGCUCAUGUUCGCCAAUCAUGUCUCUGAAUGGAUCCUGUCAAGGCUGGGACCUGAAGAUCAAAAGUCGAAGCUUUGA
Molecule: messenger RNA, 930 nt
Organism: Aureobasidium pullulans EXF-150
Lineage: Eukaryota; Fungi; Ascomycota; Dothideomycetes; Dothideales; Saccotheciaceae
Product: alpha/beta-hydrolase
Exons: 3
Coding region: 1-930 (309 amino acids)
Cellular component (GO): membrane
Molecular function (GO): lipase activity
Source: RefSeq, a predicted model, not a curated record